Messenger RNA from Balaenoptera acutorostrata (minke whale), 1278 nucleotides. It is a transcript of the gene TMPRSS11D, whose product is annotated as transmembrane serine protease 11D. Gene Ontology annotation, molecular function: serine-type endopeptidase activity. Lineage: Eukaryota; Metazoa; Chordata; Mammalia; Artiodactyla; Balaenopteridae. The record is from RefSeq and is a predicted model, not a curated record. Bases 1 to 1278 code for a protein of 425 amino acids. The transcript is spliced from 9 exons. Gene Ontology annotation, biological process: proteolysis.
AUGAUCUCUCUUCAGCACAUCCCUGAGGAUGGUGCCCAGUGGCCUUUGAUCUUUUCCCUUGUUCUAAGGCCAACACGGGCGCCAUCGGCCUCAAGAUCUCUGAAUCCAUACAUAGUAUGUUUUGUUACCGUCGCCGUUGUGGUGAUCCUGGCAGUGACCACAGCUCUACUUGUCUACUUUUUAGCUUUUGGUCAAAAACAUUACUUUUACCGUAGCAGCAUUCAAAUCCUAAAUGUUCAAUAUAGUGAUGAGCUAAGUUCAUCAGUUACACAGAAAUACAGGAAUUUGAGUGGAAAUAUUGAGUCUAUGAUUACUAGAACAUUCAAAGAGUCAAAUUUAAGAAAACAGUUCAUCAGAGCUCAUGUUGUCAAACUGAGGCAAAGUGGUAAUGAUGUGAUAGCAGAUAUUGUCAUGAAAUUUAAAUUCACCAAGAAUAACAAUGGACCAUCAGUGAAAAGCAGAAUUGAGUCUGUUUUACGCCAAAUGCUGAUUAACUCUGGAAGCUUGGCAAUGAACCCUUCAACUGAGUUAACACAAUGUGGGGCCCGUCCAGACCUAAUAACAUUGUCUGCCGAGAGAAUCAUAGGAGGCACUAAAGCUAAGGAAGGAGACUGGCCAUGGCAAGUCAGUUUACAGUGGAGUGGUGUUCACCACUGCGGAGGUGUCUUGAUCAGUAAGAAGUGGAUCCUGACAGCAGCUCACUGCUUCAGAAGCCACUCUGAUACUCGUCAAUGGACUGUCACUUUUGGUAUCUCCACAACAUUUCCUAAAGAGAGAAGAGGAGUAAGGACUAUUUUAAUCCAUAACAAUUAUAGACCUGAAACUCAUGAAAAUGAUAUUGCACUUUUACAACUUGAUAAAGAAGUCACCUUUUCCAGAAAUAUCCAUACGGUGUGCCUCCCAGAGGCUAGCCAGUAUAUUCCACCUGGUUCCACUGCUUAUGUAACAGGAUGGGGAUCUCAAAAAUACACCGGCAGCACAGUUUCAGAUCUACAACAAGCACGGGUCAAUAUAAUAAGUAAUAAUGUAUGUAAUGCACCAUCUAGUUAUAAUGGAGCCAUCUUGCCUGGAAUGCUAUGUGCUGGACUAUCUCAAGGUGGAGCGGAUGCAUGCCAGGGGGACUCUGGUGGCCCACUAGUACAAGAAGACGAACGGCAGCUCUGGUUCCUCGUGGGGAUAGUAAGCUGGGGGUAUCAGUGUGGUCUGCCAGAUAAGCCAGGAGUGUAUACUCUAGUGACAGCCUACCAUGACUGGAUAAAAAAACACACUGGGAUCUAG